This is a messenger RNA of Aphanomyces invadans, 1387 nucleotides long. RefSeq lists its product as hypothetical. Gene Ontology annotation, molecular function: glycosyltransferase activity. The transcript has 2 exons. Bases 8 to 1300 code for a protein of 430 amino acids. The record is from RefSeq and is a predicted model, not a curated record. Gene Ontology annotation, cellular component: membrane. NCBI's taxonomy places the organism in Eukaryota, Oomycota, Saprolegniomycetes, Saprolegniales, Verrucalvaceae.
GCAAAGCAUGCAGGCGGUCGAUGCGGGACAGCCAGGUGGAAUGUCGGGCCGAACAAAGUUAUGGGCGUCGUUUCUGGGCUUUUGGAUGGUGGCAGGGCUGUGUCGCAUGUGGUACAUGGCAGGAUUCUUUGACGUGCAAGACACUGCCGCGUCUGCAGUGCACAAAGAGUUGCGUGUGGCCUCCGACACGAUGACGUUCAUCGUGUACAGCUCGAUGUGGGAGGAAGGAAACUACCCCGCGCGAAUGGAAGCGAUCGAAAACACGUGGGCGUCGCAUCUGUCGCAUUGGUUUGCCGUCCAGACCAAGAACCCUGCAUAUCACAUCGCACCAUCGAAGCGAUCGAAAAUGACGCUGCUCGUGCCUCCAGCGAGAGAGAUGGAGACCCCGAUUCAGUACGCGCUUGAAGCAGUGUACAACGACCAACACCAGUACAACUGGAUUUACCUCGCCGCGGAUUCGUCGUACGUCCUCCCGUCCAACUUGGUGCAUCUGGUCCAAGGGCUCAACCCGAACGAGCCGCAUUACUUGGGCCAUCCGUUGCAGCUUCCGACGUCAGGUCAUUACUCCUGGGCAAAGCUCGACCAUCUGAUCUUCAACUCGAUGGCUGGCAUUCUGCUCAGCCGCGCCGCCGUCGACUUGUACUUGGAAGGGAUACGUCUUGGGUGCAAGACUCGGUGUGAAGGGUGCGGCGAGGACCUCACGAUUGCAUUCUGUCUUCGCGAACAAGGCGUCGUCGCUGUCGACACCCGCGACCCGACCCACCAUCGCCAGACGUUCCACAUCUUCCAGCCAGGCAGCCUCGUCGGCAACCAACGGGUCAAUGGGACGUUCGACUACACCCCCGAGAACUGCGAGUGGUUUCAACUGUACUCGUUGUGGCCCAUCCAGAUGAACUUGGAUUGUUGCAGCACGUACUCGACCAUGUUUCAGUACACAAACGCCGACGAAAUCUACGCCAUUCACAGCAUGUUGUUCGACAUCAAGCCGUACGUGCCAACAACGUCCGAUGUGGCGGACAGCCAGCUCGUCGACUUGAUCCUGGAGCACGGGAAGGACCUCGACCAGAUCUUUCCGUCGUACGUCCACCCAGCGUAUUGGAAAGUUCGCAAGCUCCUCCUGCAACAAGUCCAACUUUUUCGCAUGGGCCAGCGGUUGGACGAACGAGACGGCGCGACCGUGGUCCAGGUGCGCCCGAUCAGCGACGAAGCCAAAGCGGCCGCGGGAACUUUGGGCGGCGUCGUCAAGCACAAAGCAGGGGAGAACACUGAGGCAGCUACCACUACGAUCGUCGCCAUUUGAGUGCUAUCCCCUGCAGCUCGUGUCUGUCCGUUGUAGAGAUAAUCGCAGACACCCUCCAUCAUCGAGUUCUCCCUCGAACAAUUUGUU